AUGGGUAUCUCAAGAGACUCUCGCCACAAGAGAAGAGCUACAGGUGGACGUAUGCCAGUUCACUAGAAGAAAAGAAAGUUCGAAAUGGGCAGAUAACCAGCUAUGACCAAGAUGGGUGCCAAGGAUGUCCGCCCCGUCAGAGGUAGAGGAGGCAACUACAAGUAUCGUGCUCUGAGAAUCGAUCAAGGUAACUUUGUUUGGCAAUCUGAGCAAUUCGCUUCAAAGACCAGAGUCUUGGACGUCGUGUACAACGCCACCAACAACGAGCUCGUCAGAACUAAGACCAUUGUUAAGAACUCCAUCGUUCAAGUCGACGCCACCCCUUUCAGGAAAUUCUAUCAUGAGCACUAUGAUGUUGAGCUCGGAAAGAAAAAGGUUGCUGUCGCUGGUCAAGAGGCUGAAAAGGCCGUUGAGGAGAAAAAGAAGAGCAGACACAUCCAAGUCGUCCUUAAGAAGAGACAAGCAACCAGAGUCCUCGACUCCCACGUCUCUGAACAGUUCAAUGCUGGAAGACUUUUGGCAUGCAUUGUCUCAAGACCAGGUCAGUCAGGAAGAGCUGAUGGUUACAUCCUUGAGGGCAAAGAACUCGAGUUCUACAUCAAGAAGAUGGAGAAGAAGAAGAAAUGA
Messenger RNA from Stylonychia lemnae, 627 nucleotides. NCBI's taxonomy places the organism in Eukaryota, Ciliophora, Spirotrichea, Sporadotrichida, Oxytrichidae. The record is from the annotation of a GenBank genome assembly.